Messenger RNA from Phytophthora infestans T30-4, 615 nucleotides. RefSeq lists its product as uncharacterized. The record is from RefSeq and is a predicted model, not a curated record. NCBI's taxonomy places the organism in Eukaryota, Oomycota, Peronosporomycetes, Peronosporales, Peronosporaceae. The transcript has a single exon. The coding region runs from base 1 to 615 and encodes 204 amino acids.
AUGUGGAUACGCGACAUCAAGAUGCGGAAGCACGCCCUGCCCGUCUAUUCGCUUCUUCUGUAUCGGCUUCAACACAACGCCCUCUUCUUCGGCUACCGGCUUCAGCAUUUUCACGAAGCACAGCGCUUGUGCCACCAUGGAUGUGGUGUGCUGGAGCCCGCGCCCCACCUCCUUUGGUACUGCGCCUUUGCCGUGCACGUGUGGAACGACUGGCUUCCCACGUUCCAUCGCUUCUUCACAUCUCCACUAGAGUGGGAAUCACUCCUCUGGUUCAAGAUUACGCCUACGCCUUCAGCCAAGACCCAGUACGGCUACAGCCUCUUUGGGAUCCUCCACAUCGUACAGUCUGUGGUUAUGCGGUGUUUGUGGAUGCACCGGGACGAUAUCCACUUUCACGACCUCUUCGCCAACCUGAUCGACGUUCAAGCUCGGAUCAAGGCUGUCAUCUCACUCCAUGUUGAACGCUACUAUCGGGACCUUCUACUCAAGCCCCUGCGCCACUCCGGGUAUCAGCGCCGACAUCUGCAAAGACUCGUAACAACCCUUGGGAUCUCAGCUAUAAUCCCACCGCCAGCUGGCGCUGACGAACCCCGACUGGAAUACUGCGGCGAGUAG